Molecule: messenger RNA, 1989 nt
Organism: Cryptosporidium muris RN66
Lineage: Eukaryota; Apicomplexa; Conoidasida; Eucoccidiorida; Cryptosporidiidae
Exons: 1
Coding region: 1-1989 (662 amino acids)
Molecular function (GO): DNA binding
Source: RefSeq, a predicted model, not a curated record
AUGAAUGAGGGGAUAUCUAAUGAUACUAAUUGUGGAGAAGUUGGGGACUUUGAAAUUUUAGACUUAUUAAGAGAAUCUAGGAAAAGGGCAGCUAGAAAUAAUACUCAAGUUGAAACUGAUACUAAAGAUGAUGAUGAUAGUAUAGAAGAUGAAGAUAAUGUAAGUAAGGACUUUGUGGAGGAUGAAGAUGGUGAAGAAGAAGAAGAAGAAGAUGAUGAUGAUGAUGAUGAUGAUGACAAUGAUGAUGAUGAUGACGAUGAUGAUGAUGAUGAUGACGAUGAUGAUGAUGAUGAAGACGAUGAAGAUAAUGAUGAUGAACUUGAGGAAGGAGAAGAUGAAAAUGAGGAAGAUAAUAAAAAUGCAAAUGUUUCAAAAUUGCCAGAAUUUGAAAUAGAAGCUGAAUUAGCUAGAAAAUAUGCUGAAGAGGCAGAAGGCAAAAGAAAAUAUGAACUAUUACAUAAAAAGAGAAAAAAUGAAUUAACUAAUAAGCGUGAUUCAGCAUUAAUAGAAUUAAGAAAUGCAAGGAAACGAAAACAUAGAGACUUUUCAUCUUCUGAAUCAAACUCAGAUACUGAAUUAGAAUCAGAAAGUAAUUCUAUAAGUGAACAUGAUUCUGAUGCAAGUGAUUAUCUAAAAUCUAAAAAAAAUAGAAAUAUUAGAAAACAACAACGUAAUGACAACUUGUUUAGUAAUGAAAAAGCACAAGAAAGAUUACUUAAAAGAUGUGAACGAAUAUUACAAUCCAUAUCAUUAAGAAUGAUGGAGGCUGUUCAUCUUAAAAGAGAUCGUAUUGAAUUUAUGUUAGAGCAUCCAAAAUUUGAUGAUUACUUACGUGGAAGCUAUGUUAAAGUUCCAAUAAUAAACAAUGAAUCAAAUGUAACAACAUAUCUUAUUUGUGAAAUAUCAGAUGUUUAUAUUAAUAAUGAUGGAGGGUGUAUACUUAUUUUACGUAGAGGAGGAAUGGAUAAGGAGUGGGAUUUAUCAAGUAUAUCUAAUGAACCAUUUUCUGAAGAGGAUCUUUUAGAAUGGAAAGCUAUGGUUAGAGAAUUUAAUAUAUCUGAUAUUCAAUCUAUAAUUAAUUUACCUAAGAAUUUAGAAUCAAAAGCUACUAUGCUACGUAAUUUUCAGUAUGGUGAUGAUGAUAUAGCAUUUAUAUUACAAGAAAAACAUCGUAAUUCUUCAUUAAAUAUGAUAUCUGGAAAAGUACUUAUAGAAAAAAGGACAAAUAUUCAGACUCAAAUUCGUCAACUUGAACAGCAGCUUAAAAAUAGUUAUUUAAGUACAAAUGAUAGGAUAAUUAAAGUUAAGAAAAUAGAAGAAUUAAAUGAAGAACUUGAUGUAACAAUUAGUAAUAUAGAGAAAUUACAAUUAAGGAAAGAAUUAACACACCCUGAUAAAUCAUUAAAAGUUACUUCAGCUCAUUAUAUUGGGGGUCAACAAGGGAAGGGAAGUGGAAUUAUAGAUGCUAGUGGUAUGGCAAAACCAAAGAAUACUAUUAUAAAUAAUAAUAGUAUGAAUACAUCUGCUAGUAAACUACUUACACCUGGGACAUCUUCUACAUUAAUACGUGAUUCAGGAAGAAGUAAUUCUAUUGGUAUUAUUUCACAAUCAAAGACAUUUGGUAGGAGAGAAUGUAGGCCCUCUGUAAUGUGGGAAACUAAACGCAUAAAUAAGAAUUUAAGGUUAGAUGAUCAAUCGGUUAAUCAAUCAUCUAAUUCAAUUCAAGAAGUAUUAAUAACAAUAGAUGAUCCAACAAGAGAAACUGAAACGACAGAUAUACCUGGAAUUUGUAAAGUAGAGAGUUAUCAAGAAGUAUUUGUUAAAAUUUUUGAAGAAAUAAGUAAGAUAAAUAGAUCAUUAUCUCCUAUUUCACAAAAAACUUUACUACCGAAAUUGGAUAAUUGGUUACCAUCUAAUCUUAAUAUUGAAUCUAAAAAUGGUAAAAUUUUAGAUACCUUAGAAAAUUUUAUUAAUAUAUUAAAUGUAUAA